This is a messenger RNA of Dioscorea cayenensis subsp. rotundata (Guinea yam), 1590 nucleotides long. RefSeq names its product protein prenyltransferase alpha subunit repeat-containing protein 1-B. The transcript has 11 exons. NCBI's taxonomy places the organism in Eukaryota, Viridiplantae, Streptophyta, Magnoliopsida, Dioscoreales, Dioscoreaceae. The record is from RefSeq and is a predicted model, not a curated record. Gene Ontology annotation, cellular component: protein farnesyltransferase complex; cytoplasm; CAAX-protein geranylgeranyltransferase complex. Gene Ontology annotation, molecular function: CAAX-protein geranylgeranyltransferase activity; protein farnesyltransferase activity. The coding region runs from base 207 to 1475 and encodes 422 amino acids. Gene Ontology annotation, biological process: protein geranylgeranylation; protein farnesylation.
UCAGAUAAUUUUACCAAAUGGGAAAUCCUCUUCCAAAAUCCUCUCUUCCAAGCCCGUUCUCGCGCUCUCGCCCCUCGCCGCCCUCCGCCGGCGCCGGCGCCGAAGACGUCGUGAGUCAUAACUAGUCUACGUUGACACUGCCGUCCAUCUCCGCAGCCUCCGUCGUUCGCCGGUGUUGCUCAAUAUUCUAGCAGGGCUGUGAGGAAAUGGGAGGAAGUUCCUGUUUUCAUGUGGAUGGAAUGAUGCUUUUGAAGCAGUUGGAGGUUAUUUUAGAACGUGAUACUCUCAUUAAUGAAAUAGGGUUUGUACACCCUUCCCAGCUCGCAACAUUGGAUAGAAGUCCAGAUGCAACACAUUAUGAUGAAACGGCAUUUUGGAAUAAGGAUCAUAAGUUGGCAAUCUCAACUGAGAUUCUGCCACAUCUUUAUAGGGCUGUUAUGCACGAGUAUAUGAAUGUGAAAAAAAGACUUGAAGGGCUGAUCAAGCAAUCAAUUGGGAAAUAUUCCUUGGAGAGUCCGACUUUUGGAUCUGAUUUAGAUCACCUGCUUGAAAGUGAGAUCCUAAAGCAUACAAUGGCUCUUUUAAUUUUAAACUCUGACUUUGGCAGUGCGUGGAAUUCCAGGAAGAUGGUCAUUGUAAGGAAAGUUCAACUUUCAUUACUUAUGGAUGAGCUUCGUCUAUGCACACUCAUUCUUUCAUAUUCUCCCAAAAGCCAGUGUACUUGGAGCCAUAGGCGUUGGGUGAUUGAAAUUAUUGGUGAAAAGUUCCAAAUUAUGCACGAGAUAGUGGGACAAGACUCUGAACUUGUGAAGCAAAUAGCUGAGAAAUCAAAAAUGAAUUAUCGGGCAUGGAGUCAUCUUUGCUGGUUGAUUCCUUACAUGAAAAGGACACAGGUGAUUGAUGAGCUGAAUAAAUCAAAAAAAUGGUCUGAGUUGCAUACUGCUGACAACUGCUGCUUUCACUUUCGUAGGCGGUUAUUGUUUAAAAUGCUUGAGGAUAUUUCUGCAUGGGAAGAUGAUGAAUCUUGUAUUAAUCAGAAGACUGAAAUUUAUUUUCUAUGGAAGGAGGAGCUUGGGUGGAAUGAAUCACUAAUAAGACGAUAUAUUGGAAGAGAGGCACUGUGGCUUCAUCGUCGAUUCCUCUCUCAAUGUUACAUAAAUUAUUUUACCAUUGACCAAGAAACCCGUAAUUCCAAUGGAGAAGAUUUCCAUGGUGGUCACUCUACCUUGGAUGAUUUUCUAGACAAAGAGCUAGAACUCCUCCUCCAUUCACUGGACGUUACGGACAAUGAAUUUGAGGACACUCAAGUUCAAGCUCAGCAUGCUACAGCUUAUAUCAUCUGGAUAUCAAAGCAAGUUCCUCCGCACACACACGAAAAGCUUCAAAGUAGGUUGCAAGAGAUGGAUCUAAAGCCCAUUAUGAUAAAACUAUGUGCUGAUAAACCUCAUCUUUGCGUAAGUCCACUUCUACAAUAAUAAUGUUUAGUUAUCAUUUUUGCUCCAUCGAAAAUCAGAAAUAAUGUUUUAUGUUUUGUGGUUUGAAUUCAUGAAAGAUUCAGUGCAUCAGUGCCCACAUUUUCUUAUCGUAUUC